CACAGUUUUAACUAAGUAAUUAUUGAAACACGAUGUCAAACUGCGAUCCAGCACAUUUCAGUGAGGAUGAAAGGGCUAAAGAGAUUUUACGAGAUUGCGACUACAGUAUUAAAAUAAACAAAGAGUUGGCGAGAAGUGGAAAGGCGCCAAGACAAAUCAGGGUGUACGCUGAUGGUGCGUUCGAUUUGUUCCAUGAGGGUCACGCAAAUGUCCUUCGUCAGGCGAAGAAUUGUUUUCCAAACGUUUAUCUCAUAGUUGGAGUGUGCAGUGACGCGACUUUGAAUAAGAUGAAGGGACCCACUGUCAUGAACGAUGAUGAAAGGUAUAAUGUUGUGAAGCACUGCAGAUACGUUGAUGAGGUGCUUAGAGACGCACCUUGGGAGCACAACGAUGCUUUUAUCAUGGACCACAAGAUAGAUUUCUUCGCGCACGAUGACAUUCCUUACAUCAGUGAAGGAACUGAAGACAUUUAUGGGCAUUUGAAGAAGAGAGAUAUGUUCGUUGCAACCCAAAGAACCGAAGGAGUUUCCACUUCCGAUAUCAUCACAAGAAUGGUCAGAAACUACGACGUAUAUGCUCGCAGAAAUUUAGCCAGAGGUUACACCUCCAAAGAGUUAAACAUCUCAUAUCAUCAACAGCUAUUAUUUAAACUACAGAAUAUAAUUGAGUCUAGGCAAGAUUUUUUCAGGUUUUGAAAUCAGAUGAUUGAAAAGUUUCUGAGUUUCUUCUUUAGAAAUAACAAUAAGUUACAGCAACAACAAUUAUCAAUUUCACAUGAAAAUUGAUUGUAAAUUAUUAUAACCAU
Molecule: messenger RNA, 805 nt
Organism: Nicrophorus vespilloides
Lineage: Eukaryota; Metazoa; Arthropoda; Insecta; Coleoptera; Silphidae
Product: choline-phosphate cytidylyltransferase B-like
Exons: 3
Coding region: 33-695 (220 amino acids)
Biological process (GO): CDP-choline pathway
Molecular function (GO): phosphatidylcholine binding; choline-phosphate cytidylyltransferase activity
Source: RefSeq, a predicted model, not a curated record